CUCAUCUCCAAACUAGAAGUGUAACAGAAAUACAGAGCGAGAGGCAAAUCAAAACCUAAAAAUCUACAAAAUCAAAAUAAACAGAGAGAAAAUUCUCUCUCACUCUUCCUCGAUCUACGCCCAAUCAUCCCUUAAACCUAGAUCUGUUUCAUGCGAUUAGCCGAUUGAUUUAUGUGAAUUUCCCCUCCUCCGAUACGUAGGUGCAUCUUGUUUCACAGAUCAUCAUAGAUUUUUGCAAUGACGGGCUAUAUAAAGGGGAUCAACAGAUCGGCCUCGACGGCGUUCUCGCCCGACGGUGCGUACAUCGCCGCCGGGACGAUGGCGGGGGCGGUGGAUCUGCAAUUCAGCUCCACUGCCAAUCUCGAUAUAUUCGAGCUUGAUUUCGUUUCCGACGAUCGCCAGUUGGUCCUGGCGGGAACUAUUCCGAGCUCUGAGCGCUUCAAUCGGAUUUCUUGGGGGAAAGCCUCCGCCCAAUCGGAGGAGUAUCCGCUCGGUCUUAUUGCUGGUGGCCUGGUCGACGGCAACAUUGGGCUUUGGAAUCCUAAGCCCCUGAUCUGUAAAGAAGGUUCCGAUCCAAGUGAGAAUACGUUAGUUACGAAUCUCACAAGACACAAAGGACCUGUUCGUGGGUUGGAGUUUAAUUCUUUUACUCCAAACAUUAUUGCUUCUGGUGCCGAUGAAGGCGAUAUUUGUAUUUGGGAUAUUAACAAACCAGCCGAGCAUAAUCUUUCUCCACCACUGAAGGGUAGCGGAUCCGCAUCACAAGGUGAAAUUUCAUUUUUGUCCUGGAACAGCAAGGUUCAACAUAUCCUGGCAUCCACUUCAUAUAAUGGGACAACUGUGGUGUGGGAUCUGAAGAAGCAAAAGCCAGUUAUAAGUUUCUCGGAUCCAGCUAGAAGGAGGUGCUCUGUUUUGCAGUGGAAUCCCGAUGUUGCAACUCAGCUUAUUGUUGCUUCUGAUGAUGAUGUGUCACCUUCUCUCAACAUGUGGGAUAUGCGGAAUAUAAUGACUCCAGUGAAAGAGUUUGUAGGACACACCAAAGGUGUGAUCUCUAUGUCCUGGUGCCCUAUUGACAGCUCUUAUCUGCUUACGUGUGCCAAAGAUAAUCGUACUAUUUGCUGGGACACAGUAUCUGGAGAGAUUGUGGCUGAAUUACCUGCUGGAACCAACUGGAACUUUGACGUUCACUGGUAUUCGAAAAUUCCUGGAGUCAUAUCAGCAUCUUCAUUUGAUGGGAAAGUUGGCCUGUAUAAUAUUGAGGGUGCUGGUCGAUAUGGUCUUGGAGAGUCCGACUCUAGUGCAGCACCUCUGAGGGCCCCAAAGUGGUACAAGAGAAAAGCUGGAGUUUCAUUUGGCUUUGGUGGGAAGCUCAUUUCAUUUAAUUCUGCUGAACAACCUGCUGGAUCUUCAGAGGUAUUGUUACAGUAUUUUAGAUUCCUGCUGGCACAUAUUACACUCUCUGACAGUCUUUUCUAUAUCCAGGUCUUUGUGCACAAUUUAGUCACUGAACAUGGUUUGAUUAGUCGAUCUUCUGCGUUUGAAAAGGAAAUACAAAAUGGGGAUAAAUCAGCUCUAAAACUCUUAUGUGAAAGGAAAUCUCAAGAAUCUGAAUCUGAAGACGAAAGAGAAACAUGGGGCUUCAUGAAGGUUAUGUUCAAUGAGGAUGGAACUGCACGGUCAAAGCUGCUUUCCCAUCUUGGUUUCAGUCAGCCUAUCGAAGAAAGCAAGUCUGCGCAGAAUGAUCUUGCAGAGCAGGUUGAAGAUCUGAGUCUUGAUGAGAGUAAAACUAUUAAAACAGUUGUUUCUGGGUACAGAGAAUCUGCCUUGUUUGCAACUGACAAUGGGGAAGAUUUCUUUAACAAUUUACCUAGCCCCAAGGCAGAUACACCUGUGGCUAAUUCCAAGGACGGUGUUGUUGGAGACGCUGUAAAAGAAUCCCAUCAAGAAAUUGACGGACUGGAGGAGAGUUCUGACCCUUCAUUUGAUGAUGCUGUCCAACGUGCUUUAAUUGUUGGUGACUACAAGGGGGCAGUUGCACAGUGCAUUUCUGCCAACCGUUUGGCGGAUGCCUUGGUCAUAUCUCAUGUUGGUGGUCCUUCAUUGUGGGAGAGCACACGUGACCAGUACCUCAAGACAAGUCGCUCUCCCUACCUGAAAGUUGUUUCUGCAAUGGUAAACAAUGACUUAAUGAGCAUAGCAAACACCAGACCUCUGAAAUCGUGGAAGGAAACCCUUGCUCUCUUUUGUACUUUUGCACCGACAGAUGAGUGGACUCUAUUAUGUGACACUCUUGCUGCUAAACUUAUGUCUGCUGGUGAUACAACUGCCGCAACUCUAUGUUAUAUCUGUGCUGGAAACAUAGACAAAACUGUGGAAAUUUGGUCGAAGAAUCUGUCAGCAGAACAUGAUGGAAAGUCUUAUGUAGACCGUCUCCAGGAUUUAAUGGAGAAAACUAUCGUCUUUGCUUUGGCUUCUGGGCAAAAACGAUUUAGUGACUCACUGUGUAAGCUAGUUGAGAAAUAUUCUGAAAUAUUAGCAAGUCAAGGGCUUUUAAAUACGGCGAUGGAGUACUUAAAUCUUCUGGGGACUGAAGAAUUGUCUACUGAAAUCACUAUCUUGCGUGAUCGUAUUGCUCGUUCAACCGAGCCAGAGAAAGAGAUUGUGAAUACAGCAACUUAUGAUAAUAGUCACUCGCAAGGGGGAGCUGUAUAUGAUAAUAGUUACAGUGGUGUUGGCACUUCUCAACAUUAUUAUCAGGAUACUCGAGCAUCCCAUAUCCAACCAACCAAUGUGGGCAGUCAGUAUGAUAAUUAUCAGCAGGCACAUGCUGUUUCAUAUAGAAGUGCUUACAAUGCUCCUCCUACUUAUCAGCCAGUUCCACAGUCUAAUACUCCUCCGCCUCCUAUGUUUGUCCCUUCUCCUGCAACUACAGCUCCAGUGGCAAACUUUCUUCCUCCACCUGUUAAUGCUCCGCCUCCUGCAAAAUUUGUUCCCUCGACCCCUCCAUUAUUGAGAAACGCAGAGCAAUAUCAGCAGCCAUCAACUUUGGGUUCUCAGUUAUAUCCAGGGCCUGCUAACCCUGUUUAUCAAGCUCGCCCUCAGGGUAUACCUGCAUAUGGUGGUAACACAUCUCAAGUGGGACCAACUACUAGGCAAGUCAUGUCCCAGGUUAUGGCUCCUACCCCUCCUCCUACAGGAUUCAUGCCAAUCGGCAAUCCUGGGGCUCAAAGACCUGGCAUGAAUCCAGUUCAACCUUCUAGUCCUCCACCAGUAGCUAUGCAACCACCAGUUACUCCUGCUGCUCCCCCUCCUACAGUGCAGACUGUUGAUACGUCAAAUGUUCCUGCACAACAGAAGCCUGUCAUUGCAACUCUAACUAGACUCUUUAAUGAGACAAGUGAAGCAUUGGGCGGAUCGCGGGCAAAUCCAGCUAAGAAGAGAGAAAUAGAGGACAACUCAAAGAAGUUAGGCGCCUUGUUUGCGAAACUUAACAGUGGAGACAUAUCUAAAAAUGCUGCAGAAAAGCUCGUACAGCUUUGUCAUGCACUGGACAAUGGUGAUUUUUCCACUGCCCUGCAGAUCCAGGUUAUCCUCACAACAAGUGAUUGGGAUGAAUGCAACUUCUGGUUAGCAACACUGAAAAGAAUGAUCAAGACCAGACAAAACUUGAGAUAAAUUAUUCGAGCGUGAGUACUUGUGAUGUAGCAUCAAAUUGUAGUCGUUGGUUCAUGUUCAAGUGAGAGCUCUGUACACAAGAAUUUAUAUACAGUUUCUUGUUUUACUCUUUUGGGACAUGGCAACUUUUUGGUUCAAUUAGAUUGGAUUCUUUGAUAACAACUCCAACGUUAGAUGGUUUGACAGAGUCUGUUUUGGGCAAUUAUUAUCCAUAUAAUAUAUUUAGCGGUGAGAUGUAGAUUACUCUUUUAAUUAACUCAAGCACAGCGCACUGUUGUAAUUUUGUUCAAGGUUUGGGUAUACCAUCUUUUUAUGA
Messenger RNA from Salvia splendens (bonfire salvia), 3991 nucleotides. Its product is annotated as protein transport protein SEC31 homolog B. Gene Ontology annotation, molecular function: protein binding; structural molecule activity. Gene Ontology annotation, cellular component: endoplasmic reticulum exit site; COPII vesicle coat. Gene Ontology annotation, biological process: endoplasmic reticulum organization; endoplasmic reticulum to Golgi vesicle-mediated transport; COPII-coated vesicle cargo loading. The record is from RefSeq and is a predicted model, not a curated record. NCBI's taxonomy places the organism in Eukaryota, Viridiplantae, Streptophyta, Magnoliopsida, Lamiales, Lamiaceae. The transcript has 21 exons. Bases 238 to 3675 code for a protein of 1145 amino acids.